Molecule: messenger RNA, 5695 nt
Organism: Mastomys coucha (southern multimammate mouse)
Lineage: Eukaryota; Metazoa; Chordata; Mammalia; Rodentia; Muridae
Gene: Plxdc2
Product: plexin domain containing 2
Exons: 14
Coding region: 834-2426 (530 amino acids)
Source: RefSeq, a predicted model, not a curated record
UCCCUCCCCAAAGUGUAGAGCUGGAUCGUGGGGGAGCGCGGCGGCGUCUCUGCCACCAAACUCCUGGGGCUCCGCCGCGUUCGGAACCACCUCCUCCCUAGCCCGAAGGGGCUCUCUCCCCAGGCUGCAGCCUCACUUUCCCCUGUUUUUCUUUUUCUUUAAAAAACACCCCACCCCUCUUCUGAUCGCAGCAGCUAGUCCAUCCCACGCUCCACUCUCCGGAGCUGCCCAUCCCUCCGGCUGCCGGCGAGGACCGGCGCUCAGCCUUGGGCCAAGCAAAGAAGAAAAACUUGUCGGAGGGGUUUCUCCAGCCUCCACUAACCUCCUUCUCUCGGGAACACCAAACGCCCGCCGGGGCCAGUCAUAAGUCUGGGAAAGUUCCUCUGGUGCUCAGCGCCCUCUUGGAUCUGGAACAGCACCGGCGCAGCCAGUGGAAUUAGAUCUGUUUUGAACCCAGUGGAGCGCGUCGCGGGCGUUCGGAAGUCACCGUCUGUGGGCGCCCGGGUGGCGCUGCCUGCGAGGACCCGGGAGUUUGCGGGCCCGACUGCAAGUGACCUUUCCUCCCGUACUUGGUUGAUUCUGUCUCGGCUGGGGGCUGCGAGGGUGACGAGUUGCGGUGAGAGCUCCCGAAGUUCAGAGAGGGCUGGACUAUCUCUCCUUCGCUUCUCUGCUACCCGGAGUGAAAUCCUAGCGAAACUGCCAGAGGCCUCCGGAUCCCACCCAAGACUCACCCGCAGAGCUCAGCCGUGUCGCCCCAUCCCCACGGAUAACCCCGGAGCCCAGGGCCUCAAGGAAAGAUUUGCUGGGCAGGGGAGGGAGGUCGCGGCAGCGGCAUGGCGAGGUUCCGAAGGGCCGACCUGGCCGCUGCAGGAGUUAUGUUACUUUGUCACUUUUUAACAGACGGGUUCCAGUUCGCCCGCGGAGAGCCUGGACACCAUAACAAUGAUUGGAAGUAUGAAGUUGCAAAUGCCUUUCUUCAGAGUGAAGACGGGGUGGAAGUGGACUCUCAAGCAUACAGCCAUAGGUGGAAAAGAAACGUGGACCCUUUUAAGGCAGUAGACACAAACAGAGCCAGCAUGGGUCAAGAUUCUCCAGAGUCCAGAGGCUUCACCGAUCUGCUAUUGGAUGAUGGACAGGACAAUAACACACAGAUCGAGGAGGACAUGGAUCACAAUUACUACAUUUCUCGGAUAUAUGGUCCAACGGAUUCUGCCAGCCGAGAUCUGUGGGUGAACAUAGACCAAAUGGAAAAAGACAAAGUGAAGAUUCACGGGAUACUUUCCAACACUCAUCGGCAAGCUGCAAGAGUGAAUCUGUCCUUCGAUUUUCCAUUUUAUGGUCAUUUUCUAAAUGAAGUCACUGUGGCAACUGGGGGUUUCAUAUACACUGGAGAAGUUGUACAUCGAAUGCUCACAGCCACACAGUAUAUAGCUCCUUUAAUGGCAAAUUUUGAUCCCAGUGUAUCCAGAAAUUCAACUGUCAGAUACUUUGACAAUGGCACAGCUCUUGUUGUCCAGUGGGACCAUGUCCAUCUGCAGGAUAAUUACCACCUGGGAAGCUUCACAUUCCAGGCCACACUCCUCAUGGAUGGACGCAUCAUCUUUGGAUACAAAGAAAUCCCUGUCUUGGUCACACAGAUAAGCUCCACCAACCAUCCAGUGAAAGUCGGGUUGUCUGACGCAUUUGUCGUAGUCCACAGGAUCCAGCAAAUACCCAAUGUUCGAAGAAGAACAAUUUAUGAAUAUCACCGAGUAGAACUACAAAUGUCCAAAAUUACCAACAUUUCAGCUGUGGAGAUGACCCCACUCCCCACAUGUCUCCAGUUCAAUGGCUGUGGCCCUUGUGUGUCCUCGCAGAUUGGUUUUAACUGCAGUUGGUGUAGCAAACUGCAAAGAUGCUCCAGUGGAUUUGACCGCCAUCGGCAAGACUGGGUGGAUAGUGGAUGCCCGGAAGAGAUACAGUCAAAAGAAAAGAUGUGUGAGAACACAGAGCCAGGGGAGAUAUCUCAAACUACCACGUCCUCUUAUACGACUACCAUGCAAUUCAGGGUCCUGACCACCACCAGGAGAGCUGUGACAUCACAGAUGCCUACAAGCCUGCCCACAGAAGAUGACACGAAGAUAGCACUGCAUCUCAAGGACAGUGGAGCCUCCACAGAUGACAGUGCAGCUGAGAAGAAAGGAGGAACCCUCCAUGCAGGCCUCAUUGUUGGAAUCCUCAUAUUGGUCCUCAUUGUAGCAGCGGCCAUUCUGGUGACAGUUUAUAUGUAUCACCAUCCAACAUCAGCAGCCAGCAUCUUCUUCAUUGAGAGACGCCCAAGCAGAUGGCCAGCAAUGAAGUUUCGAAGAGGAUCAGGACAUCCUGCCUAUGCAGAAGUUGAACCAGUUGGAGAGAAAGAAGGUUUUAUUGUAUCAGAGCAGUGCUAAAAUUUUAGGACAGAGCAGCACCAGUACUGGCUUACAGGUGUUAAAACUAAAACUUUGCUUAUGCAUUUAAGACAAACAGACAUACACCCACAACCACAUACAAAGGAGCACUAAACUGCUGUAGACAGAAGGGCGACGAGAUUUCUGGACAAGCCCAGCCCAGGAACAUUGAAAGGAAAACUCAAACUUGUACAAGACACCAUGUACACUGAAUAAAGAAUUCCCUAGUGGAAUGGCUUCCAUGGUUCACAAGGAACAUCUCCUGUGGACUUGCCAGGAGUGUGACAAGAUGACGAUGCUUUUGGCUUAGGUGCAGGGUUGCAAAGUGAUCAAGGAAAAAAUAUGAUAAUAAAUAAAGCUUUAGUUCACAAGGGAUCUACACCUUUGGUUCAAAUGUUCUUCUCUGACGUCUCAAAGAUAAUCAUGUUCCAAAGCCUGAACGCUUUCACUGGAAAGAGCAAUGGUGAAUGUUUCAAGAUUGCAGGGAACAAUAGCUCACACAAGAGCAAAAACAAACAUGAAUAGAGGGUUUUCUAUCUUUUCCAAACAGACUAUAUGCAGAUGGAUUUUAUGUUUUGCUCUAGAUGCCGUUGUCCAAAUAAGUUCAUUACUUUGCGGGAUGAAUAUUUCAUCUGUUCAGAAGUUCAGACUAUGCUUGCCUCCUCCUUGGUAAUGAAUACCUUUUUUGUGAGCUGUGACACAAUUCCCUAAUGUUAACCUGAGGACCAGAGAUGAGGGAGUAGCCAGUGAGGUUUUCCAUUCUCUCGCUGUAGAAAAGAAUGAAAUUUGCUUUCUGAGGUGCUGCUUCCUCUCCCACUUGGAGUCCUAUGAAGCCUCAUUUGCUCUUGGCUCAUGAAAAUGGACAGAAUUAAAAGGAAUAUUCAUGAGAUCAUUUUUUUGGGACAAAUAUCUUAAGGGAUUUUUUUUUUUUGUGAAGUUCACCAUUUCUGUAUGAAAAUCUCAUUUCAUUGUCAGUCCCUGUGUAAGAUGCCAUUCAAGUCAACAUAUCCCUGGUGAUAGGAAAAAAAAAAUGAAAUGAAAUAACCCUGCUGAAUCACACAAUAAUUUUCUUUAAAGCACAUAGUAGUUACAUAAAUAUAUAUAUAAAUAUAUUUUUGUUUAUAACUAACACAAGGCAGGCUCUUGUGGCUCUAAAGAGUGUAUUUUGUCAUCAAGACAAAACAAAUGCAAGAUGCAUCACUGGUUCCUUCCAUAACAUUGUAAUAUAAUCCUCAAUAUUUUUGUUAUUUCCAUAAAUGGUUCAUUUAGCUGCAGCAUGUAUCAGUUUGCCUCUUCUUGCAUCCCCUGUACCAUUUAUGCCAACUCUUCCCUCCUUGAUUCAUAGAAGCAGUUGUAAAUGUCCCUUGAGUCAUUUUCAUUUGAACUGAUUGUAAUCCAAAUUUUUGAGGGAAAUUCCCAAGAGUAAAGUAAGGAAGGGCACCAGUCAAGGAGGAAAGAGUUAAUGUAAACCAUACCCUAAACAUGAGUUCAGGUACAUUUCUACAAAUGGCAUGCCCUAUAAAACUUGCACAUUCUGUGCCAAGGAAAAUUCUAGUUCUUACAAGGUACAGCGUUCAGCAUUUGCAGAUUCAGGUCUCACAAAGCAAAUAUCCUUACCAGUAGCACCUUACUGACAGGUUACAAUCUGCGUACAAUGUCUACACUGGACAGCUGACUGUCACGCUAUCAUCUGCCAUAAGCAAGGUGUCUUUUCUGUCACAUGUAUCCUGCUUUAUACUUUAUACUUGCAAAUACUUCAAGUAUGUGACAAUGGUAACUUUUCCCUAACCUUAGUUUAAAAUGUCAGAAAAGAAAGGUAGAAGAGGAACAUGGUUGCAGGACGUGAUGACAAUCUGUACCCCAGCUAUGCUUGUGUUAUAUGUAAUAUCUCAGCUUAUUCUUGUCAGUAGAAUUUUGGUGAGAAAGCAAUAACCAAAUGACUUGCCAAUGUAAUUGGUGCAACUGGUAUUCUACAGACACAUAUGGUACACAGAGACAACUUCAUUUUAGGGUGAGAUAAGGAUGCUUUCACACACUGUGGUAAUAACUAUGGAUUCUAACAGCAAUGGACUGGCAGCUGCCUUGAUAUCUUUCCAUAUACUUUUUACUCCUUGCAUAUUUCCUUCAAGUAGUAAUGUUAGCCUUAUAUCCUUCAAAGCCCAUUUUCCAGUUUAGACAUAAAAUAAUCAAUAGUUCUGUUAAAUGAAUGCACAAGACCCUCUAAAUUAUUCAGUAUACCAAAGCACCAAGUAACAGGAGAAAAAUAAUUAGAAGCAAAAAGGAUGCUAAGUUCUGCUUUACAUGAAUCCAUAAGGAAUGAGAGGAAAUAUUGGGAGAAUCUUGUCUUGCUAGGAAAUUCUAGUUCUGUUUUUGCUUCUGGAUUGUUCUUGAUUCCUAUUUUCUUCAAAGGAAGGGCAUAGAGGAUUUCCAAAAACUUCAAAAAGGAGUCCAGUGGCAUGGAUUUCAUCUGAAUUAUGCAUUACAAAGAGUAGACACAAGCACCUUAGUCAACAUUCUGUGAGAAUGAAGAAAGAUUAGCACUGGCAUUUUUAUGAGAAAAACAACAAUGGACUGCAUACAACCUUAGAGGAAAUUAGAGAAAUGGUAUUACAAAGGAACUACAUAUGUCAUCUUAAUUAUUUGUAAGAGUGGUAAUCAGUGAUCAGAGUUACAAAUCAACUAACAAGAUGUUACAGACCACUUAUUGGCAUGUUUGUGAAUGGUUGAGACCUUAUGGGACAUUAAUAAUUAGAAAGAGAAUCAUUAAAGGUGAAGGACAACUGAGCAGGAAAGUUAUUACAAUAAGGCUGUUAGAGUAUUUAGUAGACUUUCAAAUAUAUGAUCAAGAGUGGUGCUGUCUAUUAUAUAUACUGGUCAGAUAUGGGUAAUAAUCUUUAAAUUAAAUAAAUUUUCAUUUGGUUGACUGGGCACAUUUUUGAAUGACCCAUAGCCACACAUGGCUCAUGGCUACCAUUGUAGGCUAUACACAACACUUAUAUCAUUGCAGAAAGUUUUACUAAAACAUACUAUAGUGUUUCAAUUGAACUAUUUGCUUUUGAAGGAAAUUGUGGAAGCAAAGAAGGAAGGAAGAAAGAAAGGAAGGAAGGAAGGACAUUUAAGAGCUCUUAGGUGUAUACAAACAAUCAUUUUCUUGUAAUCUUGUAAGAGAUACCUCAUAAAGAAAUGACGAGUAUACCAGUGGACAUGGCUUUGUAUCUUCAUAGUGUAUCUUUGGAAAGACCACUUCAACUUCCAUGAGUCUCAAUUUU